Molecule: messenger RNA, 666 nt
Organism: Camellia sinensis
Lineage: Eukaryota; Viridiplantae; Streptophyta; Magnoliopsida; Ericales; Theaceae
Source: RefSeq, a predicted model, not a curated record
AUGAGGAAGGCAGACGGGGCAGGAGUGGCUAACUUCAUCAGAGAAAGAAUAAUGUGUAGGUUUGGCAUACCAAAAGUAAUGCUGUCCGACAAUGGAACUCCCUUUGUAAAUCGUCAUGUGGGAAGACUGCUGAACGCCUACCAGAUCAAGCAGCACAAGUCAAGUCCAUACUACCCCCAAGGGAGUGGACAAGCUGAGGCGACCAACAAAACCAUCAUCCGAAUAUUGAGUAAAAUAAUGGAUGAAGCAGGGGGCACUUGGUCUAAACGACUCCCCAUAGCACUCUGGGCGUAUAGAACGUCAAAGAGAAAGCCAACUCAGAAAACCCCAUUUACCCUAGUGUACGGGUCCGAAGUUGUGUUACCAGUUGUGUUGGCAGUACCCUCAGCAAGAAUGGCUAUGUCAGCACACUUUGUUCCAGAUAGCAGAAAGAAUGACAUAGAGGCAGCUGAAGAAAGAAGAGAUCGGGCCUCGCGGGCAAUAGAAAAGUAUCAUCAAUCCGUAGCUCGUGCCUACAAUCAAUCUGUUCAGCACAAGAAGUUCAAUAAAUUGAACUUGGUAUGGAAGACAGUGGACGCAAUCAUGCGUGGGCAACCUAUUCCUAAGUUCUCACCAAGAUGGGAAGGCCCCUACAAAGUUGUUGAGGCAAGCAGCAGCGGGUACUAG